AUGGGCUCAGUCACAUAUGCCGACGGCGUUUCUAUUCUUCAGCUUAUUGCAUACCUUCCAUCAUUUUUCGUGUCCAGCUUUCUGGUUUACCGCCAUGGUAUUCGCAGCUCGGGCGGCUUUAUCUUUCUCGUCAUUUUCACCCUGGUCCGCAUAGUCGGCGCAUGUUGUGAAUUGGCGACUAUCCACAAUCCCUCAACUGGUAUCUACAUUGCAGCUGCUAUCUGCAGCUCCAUUGGAUUAUCCCCCUUACUCAUGGCUUGCUCGGGCAUGUUGUCAAGAGCAAACCAAUCCAUGGCUCGCCCUAUUCUUCACAGACUCACCUUCACCGCUUUCCGUGUCACCACAAUCGUCGCGCUGGCUUUGACCGUGAGUGGAAUUACUUGGAAUAUGACUCCGGAGGCCUUGAAAACACCGAACACCGAAGUGAAGGUUGGCAUGAUCUUGUAUUUCGUCAGCUGGGUGCUUUUGUGUGUGGGUCUCGCCGUCCUGUUUCUGCGCCGCUCGAAGAUCGCCGAGGGCGAGAACCGCAACUUGCUUGCUGUGGCUGUCUGUGUUCCGUUUCUUCUCAUUCGAACCAUUUACGCUCUCUUGCUCUGGUUUGUCGCGAACAAUACAUUCAACGCACUGGAUGGAAAUACCACGGUUCAGCUGGUGAUGUCUGUCCUUGAGGAGAUGGUUAUUGUCUUUGUUUGCCUAGGUGUCGGAUUCACCCUGCAUGUUCGUGAAAAGAACUGGAAGUCCGUUCCAAACAAGGAGGCGGAACUGAGAGAGGAGAUGGCUUAG
Molecule: messenger RNA, 783 nt
Organism: Penicillium manginii
Lineage: Eukaryota; Fungi; Ascomycota; Eurotiomycetes; Eurotiales; Aspergillaceae
Exons: 2
Coding region: 1-783 (260 amino acids)
Source: RefSeq, a predicted model, not a curated record